This is a messenger RNA of Porites lobata, 4368 nucleotides long. Lineage: Eukaryota; Metazoa; Cnidaria; Anthozoa; Scleractinia; Poritidae. The record is from the annotation of a GenBank genome assembly.
AUGGACAAGCUGCGACUUCAAAUCAGAGCAAUGGAUGAGGUAUGCUUAUGCAGUUUAAUCCCAAUAUUACUGGGCCCAAGUUUCCAGGCCCACAGCCGCAGUAUAGUAAUCCUUAAAAGCUAAUUUAUGAUUUUAGAAUACUUUGUACAGAAAAUAUUUGUUUCUGUACGGUACAUGUAUAUGUAUAAUUUAUGUCUGGUAUUGUUAAUGUAUGGUAAGGUUUCUUUCAGCUGAGGGCCAUUUUUCCAAAUCCUCAAGCUCACUGACAAAGUUAUUGCACAAUCAGUCCGUGAAUGGUCAGAAAUGCAAACAACCUGGAUUCAAAAUAAUACUCAAGUUGCAUUGAAAAGAAAGUCUUAAAUUUAGUGAUUACCUCAAAUUGCAGAGUAGACUUCUCAAAAGAGGAUUGCUGUGCAUAAUAACAUUAAUUUUCUAGACUUGAAAUUCUUCCAGGAAAGAGACCGGGGUGCUCAUAUGAAAUUUAGAAUUAAACCCUUAAAGGAGACCAAUUUUGGCGUGGUUUAAGCUUCAUAUGACCCCUAGAGGAGAAAGUUACCCCGCUAACCGAUCAAGUCGCCCGAAAGUCAUCUCACCCGAAGUUACAGUGUACAUCGCCCGAAACCAGAGUCAUGUCGCCCGAAUUUUUUUUUAGUCAAGUCGCCUGAAAUGUAAUAUAUAUCUCGUUCUUUAAGCGAUAAUGAGACAAAACAAGCGGAAAAAUUGUGUAAUUAAGUCUCGUUCCUUAAGCAAUAAUGCUAUGGUGAGACGAAACAAGCGGGAUGAAUGUGUAUCAUAACCCUUGUUUAUGCGAUUAAGAGACGAAACAAGCGAGAUGAAUGCGUAACAUAUCUCGUUCUUUUAGCUUUGGUGAAGCAAGCACGUCAAAUGAGUAACAGAGUAGAGUAAAGAUUUGAUGAAACGAAGCAAGCGUGAUUAAGAUGUUAGGAUGUUGUUCGGCAUGAUAAAAUUUCAGGCGACUUGGCUAAACAUUUUGGGCGACAUAACUUUGGGCGUGAUGACUUUCGGGCGAUUUGACCGUAAACCGUUACUGCAACACACUAUGAUGGCUCGAUGCCUUAAUAGCCCACUUUCGAUAUAUUAAAAUUCUAACAUGACUCCGAGGCUUUCUGGUCAUUUUUUCAUGUUGGUUUGGUUUUCUUUGUGCUCAAGUCUUUUGUGGGAAUUGCGAGACAAUAGUCGUAAAAAAUGUGCAAUUUUGACCCUAAAGCCUCGGAAUCUUGUUACAAUUUUGAUAUAUGGAACGUGGGCUAUUGGUAAUAUUGUCUUUUCAUGACCCGGACACCCUAAGUGAGACCAAAAUCUACUAUUUCUACCCCUAAGGUAGACGACGAACAUCCUCAUCACUUUCAUACGUCAUUUCAUUGCUGGGAACGAGGUUGUCCCUCCGGGAACAUAGAGUCAAACCUUGAUAUAACGAUCCUCUAUAACGAAAACCUUAGCCUGGGACCAGGCUCCGUGGUGGGUGAAAAAGGAAAAAAACGGGGUAAAAUAGGAAAAUAUCGGGGAGCGAAGUUAGCCGAGCAGGUAUCCUGGGGGGGGGAAAGGGCGCCACCCUUUCCCCCUCCCCAGGCUACCUAUCGGCUCGCUUCGCUCCACAUUUUUUUCUUUGGGCAACGCCGAUUUUUCUCCUUUUUCGCACAAUGCGGAGCCUGGUCCCAGGCUACGAAGACCUCGAUAUAAGGAAACCUCUUUAUAGCGAACCAAUUUAGCCAGUCUCCUGGACCUUCGUUAUGUCGAGGUUCCAACAUUUUACGCACUUCAUAUAAUCUUUAAUAGACAAAGCCCGUGUGAGCUUUAUUUAGAAAACAACCUGGCAAUUAGAAUGUGAGUUCAGGUUUCACCCUGAUAAUGCAAGUUCUUCAUUUCGAGUGGCGCGAGAAGCAAACCUGCGGGAGAACACGCCAGCGGGCGGCAAAGGCGUGUCUCUCGCACGUGACUUCUUGCGAUGUUCCCAAAAAUGGAAUGCUUUCUCUCAGGCUAACACUCUGAACAGUGCUAGUGGCCGUGUAUUUUAAUUAUAGAUUCAUCCAGAUCUGAGAGACCUGAUGGAUACCAUGAAUAGCCUUAGUUCUCUUCCCGAAGAUUUUGAUGGAAAGGUGAAAGUUAACCAUUGGUAAGUGUCCUUCAUAACUAGGUCCAAGAUUUGGUGGUGUCUGAUUAGUUAUCGGGCCUAAAGGUCAGAGAAAUUUUUUCGAGUCGUGACGCAAAAAAACCAUCGCGUGAUAGCUCAAACAACAGUCACUCUUUCCCAGUCAAGGCAGGGGACGGCAGGGUCGGGGAGGCAAUCUUGACCGCGCUCAAACUUAACACAUGUACAUCUACAAGAAACGUUAAGCAAGGCACUUCAAAGCUACGGUUGUCAUUUUCACUGUUUGAAGUUAUAACUGUUACUAAACUUUGUGAAAGUUUACUCUAAGAAGUUUUAAACUGCAGAACUGUUGGUGACAUUUUGAACUGUCCAGCUUGGUUGCACAGCGUUUUUAUGGACGAAAAGAGUUCUUUAACUUGGAAAAAAAAAAAUAGUUAUAUCAAUGAACUGAGCUAAACAUCCUUGCCCAGUUUUUUUUCGCUUAAUGGUGGAAAACCAUUAUUCCAAAUGAAGCGAAGGUUUUUGAGACUGAGAAACAACACUCCCUUUCGUGAAAAGGAGGGCAUUGACAGGGUGAUUGAGCCGCUUGCUAUGAGCAAUGGGAUAAUAAUUUCCCAGAAAAGUGCAACUUAAAACCUCUACAGGUCGAACGCUUUAGCCACUCAGUGACAGUUGCGAGCUUGGUCAUUAUAUAAGCUAGAUUCAUAAAUCGUGAGGCAAAUGAAAAUCUGUGUCUUCAGCGGGAAUUGAAGCCACCACACUGCACGAGCGAGGUCUUGUGGGACAGGCAACCUGCAACUGUAGAAUUGGCAAUGUCAGAAGUCAAAAUCUCGUGAAGAGAAAGAUGAAGAAAGCAGCCAAAAACAAGCUUAAUACUGAGCUUUUGAAGAGUCACGACUGAAAAACGACUGGGAAGAAAAAAAUCCUCUUAUAGAACCAAGUCAAAUGUCAGAGAUUACCACGAGUCUCCCAGUAGGUGGUUGGCAUACUCGAGACAACCUCCAUCUUUUCUGUCCUGUUUCUUCUCAACCGCGGCACUGGAUUUAUUUAGCUCAGUCGGUAGAGCGCUUGACUACAGAGCGGGAGGUCCUGGGUUCCAUUCCCGGGGCCAGACCAAUACUCAGGGUCUUAAAACAACUGAGAAAAAUCAAGGUACUGCCUUUGCCCAGCAAACGACUAGAACUUCGUGUGGCUUGAAUGACCACGUAAAAUGGUGGUCCCGUCUCUAGUACAGGCAUGAAAGCAGUGUCCCCAAUUAGUACUUCGGUGCUGAUUACAUUGACACUCAAAUAAAGUGCCCUUUUUUCUUCGAGCGUAAAAGUGGCUUCAUCUUGAUUAAUCUCAUCCCUAUUUACUUACUCAAAAAAAUGACAGGGUAGUUAUCGCCUUUUUUAUUGCUUUUGAUCUAAAAUUUAACUGUUGCAUGAUUUCCAGGUAUGAGACCUUGAGUAGUAUGAAAGCCAGCGAUGAACUGACAGAUGAACAAGUGCGACAGAUGUUGUUUGAUUUGGAACAAGCUUACAACUCAUUUAACAGAUCAUUACAACAUACUUAGAAAAUAAAGUCACUGUAAAAGGAACACGAUGGAAAUCCAUGGUAGACACAAUUUAACUCGUAUUCACUGGAAUUGAAAAUGAUGAUAACGCGUUUACUAUAAAUACGGUCAUGUAGACCAUGAAAGCAAAUCAAGAAACAAGUUAAAUAAAGUUCUGUUGUAAAUAGCUUUAUACAUGUGCCAGCAGUCUUGAAAAAACCUUUUUCAGUUUUUCAGAGACCAAAUACUUGGCGACACUUUUAUGUUUGUGCAAGGUUUGCACCCGGGAGUCAUUUCAUAAGUAGGUUGAGUACUAUCGUCCCGGGGUGAACAUAGUCCUGAAUAGAAUUAAUUGUUGUUGUUGACAGUGACUGGCGUUUCGACAACCUGUGCGGUAGUCAUUUUCGGAGUCAAAGUGACUUGAAACACGUCAGUUGAUGGUAUUAAACGCUGGUUAAUGACCACAUUAGUCAAUUUAAAGUCGUGAUGUUAUUGGUCGUUUGUCAGUUAAGCCGUGAUGUUAUUGGCUAUGAAGACUCGUAAUGUCAUUGGUGCGUUUCGAUCUGUCUAUUGUCACAGUUAAAGAGUCGUUUAUUGUCAGUUGUCCAGUCGUUCUCUCGUAGUUAGUUUUGCUGGAAACCAGAGUUUAAUAACAUCAACUGACGUAAUACAACUCACUCUGACUCUGAAGAUGAUUACCGCACUCGUUUUCGAAACGUUAGUC